AUGAACAAAAUCGUAGUCGAUCUUCAAGUUCCACCUGGGACACUGCAAGUAGCAUCGAUAUAUGCAUCACUCAGUAGAGUGAAGAAAGGGGAUGAUAUAGCUGUCCUUCGACCUGUCGACAUGGAGCUUCUACAAGUUCAACCUUCUUCUGCGCAAGACGCUGAACUGAAACGUUUAGAUGAACUUGACAAAAAAGACAAAACGAGAGUGUACCUCUUUCAUUUUUUGAAACAUGUUCAUAUUAAAUCAAAAUAUAUUGAUAUAAAAGGAAAGUUUUGUGGAAUUACAACUCAAGUAGAGUCCUUUAUUCCUUCCAAUUUAGGUCAAUCAAAGUAUAAUACAGCGUCAACUAAACAUGAAGCAAAUUUAAGCAAUGACCGUGAUCAAGAUAAUCUUGAUGAUAGUGAUACCAAUGACGGUGAACCCGAUGCGAACGUUUAUAAACAUAAAAAGACGAAUAACUCAAUAUCAUUUAGAUCUGAUCAUUUAUGGAAUUUCUUGCUUGAUGGUGAACAUGUUCCUGAUUUGCGAAAAUUGAUUGAAUUUGCAUUUGCUAUUCCUGCAGCGAAUUCCUUCUGUGAAUCAGUUUUUAGUCAAAUGCAAUUUCUAUGGAAUAACAACAGAAAUAAGAUGAAUCAAAAUUUAGCUGGAGCAGAAUUAAAGAUUAAACUCAAUACUCAUCUAACAUGCACAAAGUUUGAUGACUAUUUGUUAACUAAACCCGAUAUACUCAAAAAAAGUCGAUCAUCAGAUGGGUACAGUCAUAUUGCAAAAGUACCACGAAUUCAUUAUUCAAUGGUUAGAAGUGCAUAA
Messenger RNA from Adineta ricciae, 813 nucleotides. NCBI's taxonomy places the organism in Eukaryota, Metazoa, Rotifera, Eurotatoria, Adinetida, Adinetidae. The record is from the annotation of a GenBank genome assembly.